Molecule: messenger RNA, 1389 nt
Organism: Suillus bovinus
Lineage: Eukaryota; Fungi; Basidiomycota; Agaricomycetes; Boletales; Suillaceae
Exons: 4
Coding region: 173-976 (267 amino acids)
Source: RefSeq, a predicted model, not a curated record
CUAGUCGAAGCAAUUGUUACAGCAAGAGAAGGAACUUGAAGCUCAUACCAGUCAUCAGACACGGAACUGAAAUGACAACGUAGAAGAAAACCUUCUGACUGCUCGGAACCAUGAUUCUCGUCACAAUAUUCUGACCUGUACUCUUACGACACGUCCGUAUGUGGUCGAAGUCAUGCAGCUCUCACUUGUUUUCAAUACACUCCUUUCCUUUAUCGUUAUUGCGGCAGCAUAUCCCACACCAUCGGGGAUGAAACUUUCUUCUUUGGCUAAGCGCGAGGGGCUUGGAUCUAACCUUGUUGGUUCUUUGGACACUAGGUUCCCCAACGAUGUUAGUCAACCUAGCAUGCCCAGCGGCCCUCUAAAUAGCGACGUUGACCACAUGAACACUCGGGCUCCUAACGACGUUAGUCAACCUAGCGUGCCCAGCGGCCCUCUUAAUAGCGACAUUAGCUACUUGAACACUCGGGCCCCAGACAAUAGUCACUCUAGCAAUCCUUCCAACGUUCCCACCACCCCUUCCACCACCCCUUCCACCACUUCUGGUAGCUCUAACGACACCAGUCACACGAGUCACUCCAGCAACACUGCUAAUAGUGAUGCUGAAUACUUGAACACUCGGGCUCCCGGCGAUGAUGAUAGUCACUCGAGCAACUCUGCCAAUGACGACGCUAAGUACUUGAGCGUUCGGGCCCCCGACGACAACACUAGUCACUCUAGCAACUCUGCCAAUGACGACGCUAAGUACUUGAGCGUUCGGGCCCCCGACGAUAACACUAGUCACUCUAGCAAUACUGCCAGUAGCGACGCUAGGUACUUGAGCGUUCGGGCCCCCGACGACACCACUAGUCACUCCAGCAAUACUGCCAAUAGCGACGCUGACUAUUUGAGCGUCCGGGCCCCCGACGUUAGUAAUACCAGCAACACUUCUAACACUUCCAACGGCAAUGGCGAUCAGAGCGAUGGCGACGAGGAUUAAAUCGUGAAUCGCGAGGAGUAACCAUGUAUCCAGGAGAGGACAAAAGAGGGUUCGUGACUCCCGAGGGAUGAUAUAACGUGGUCGGCAUCACGAUCCAUCCAUCCUGUAUAUCUAUUGUAUAUCCACGAUACCCGUUUCUGUCCACGUCGUCAUAUCUCUCUGUUCUGAUAAACCUCCAGUACGAUAUUAUUUCCGCUCAGUCUUGCAAACUAAGUCUGAGAUGAGCAUACUUACUACCACAUCUGCAUAUACCUACGGGGUUCCCUUUUUCUGCUUAUGCGGUUGUAGUAGUUAGCCUUUCCAAACUAGAACUGAGUUCUUCUGCCGGGUAUUAGAGACGGUUUACAUUGCUCUAUGCAUUGCAUGUCUCUUUUUCAUGAAGCUGAUGUCAUAUGAUGAGCGUGGUUGACGUU